Messenger RNA from Exophiala aquamarina CBS 119918, 624 nucleotides. RefSeq lists its product as uncharacterized. Bases 1 to 624 code for a protein of 207 amino acids. Gene Ontology annotation, cellular component: plasma membrane. Gene Ontology annotation, biological process: copper ion transmembrane transport; intracellular copper ion homeostasis. NCBI's taxonomy places the organism in Eukaryota, Fungi, Ascomycota, Eurotiomycetes, Chaetothyriales, Herpotrichiellaceae. The transcript is spliced from 2 exons. Gene Ontology annotation, molecular function: copper ion transmembrane transporter activity. The record is from RefSeq and is a predicted model, not a curated record.
AUGGAGGGAAUGAGCAUGCCCAUGACAACUGCUACGCAGGUGGCUACCGCUUUGGCUACCGCUCUGGAAGCGGCUGCUAGUGGCACUUCUAUCAUUCCCGCAGCCGUGCAGACCGAAGCUGCGCCGCACAACGAGGAAAGUUCGAGCCCUUUGGCAUUGCCGGCAAUGCCGGCAAUGCAGGGAAUGCAAUCAUCCAUUCACUUUGGUAUUGGGGACACCUUCUUCGCGCCCUUUUUCACGCCAACACAGGUUUCCGGAUAUGUUGCAGUCAUGUUGUUCCUGGUGAUGCUGAGUUUCUCCCAACGGCUUCUGAUGGCCGUUGAGGCCAAGGCCGCCAAAAAGUUGCACCAGCAACCUCAGACGACUGCGGAUGUCGAAGAGAACCCAGCAAAGACCGGGAUUUGGUCUGAAACGGUCAACCCGGAGUCGAGUGGGGGUCCGGGGUCAUCGUUCAUUUCACGGGCACUUAUUAAAAGUGUGCUGCAGGUGUUGAACGCUUCCCUCGGCUUUCUCGUCAUGCUUGGAGUGAUGACCCUCAACGCCGGGUACAUGAUGGCGCUGCUCCUGGGAAUGUUCUUGGGAGAGCUUUUGUCCAUUUGGGCUUACCGAAAAGUCAACGCUUAG